UGGCCAGGAUGCCUGGUAUGCUCUUUAAAGCCUUCUUUUUCUGCCACGCAGGCUGCACACAGAGAAGUGGAGGUGACACUGCAGAAGAGAUUGGAUGAAGUAAGCGAUGAGCUUCGCAAAACCCAGAGCAGCUACAGGAGCCUGGUAGCAGAUGCAGAAAAAGCCAAAGGGCAGCAGCAGAGCAUUGCUGAACUGCAGGCCAAGCUGCUGAGCUCUGAAACAGAGGUCAAAAGCAAACUGCUGGAGCUGGACAGCUUGAAGGGGAAACUGCAGGAUGCCAGCUCAGAGAACACAAAGCUUCUGGAAAGAAUCAAAUCUAUCGAAGCUCUGCUGGAAGCAGGCCAGAUGAGGGAGGCAGAAAAAGACAGAGACCUGCAGGCAGCCAAUGAAGCAGAAAUGAAGCAGCUGCAGCUAAGGCUCCAGGAGAAAACAGACCAGCUCUUGUCCUUGGAAAGGGAAGCAGCAGAGCUGCGAGAGGCGAUGGAGCAACAGAAGACAAAAAACAAUGACCUUCGUGAGAAGAACUGGAAAGCAGUGGAAGCAUUGACCACGAUGGAGAAGACAUGUGAGGAAAAGCUACUUGCUGCUACAAAAGCAAAGGAGGAGUUGGCCCACCAGCUUGAUGCGCUCCAGACACGAACCAAAGAGACUCUGCUCUCUGCGCUCCCAGAAGUCACUGUGUCACAGCAGGAUUAUGAGGCAUGGCUACAAGAGUUUAAGGAGAAGGCUGUGGAUGUGCUAAAGCAGCACACAAUUACAACAGGGCCUGUGGAUUCAGCACUUAAACUGAAAGAGGCAGAGGAAGCGCAGAGCACUUUACAAGCAGAAUGCGAGCAGUACAGAGCUAUCCUUGCAGAGACAGAAGGAAUGCUGCGAAACCUGCAGAAGAGCGUGGAGGAGGAAGAGCAGGUGUGGAAAGCAAAGCUUACCCUCUCUGAAGAGGAACUCCAAAAGUCACAACUCCAGUUGAAAUCCCUUGAAGACAUGAUAGAGAAGUUGAAAACAGAGCUGCAGAGCACUGACCAGCAAAAGGAAUACAUCUCUCUCCUGGAAGCGCAACUGGAAAAUCACUUGCAGACAGCCAGCUCUGAACGCCAAAACUACACAAAAGAAGUUGAAGGCCUGAGACAGCUCUUAUCAGAGUCCCAAGAGCAGCUGGAGGCAGCAAAGACAGAAACGCAGAAGCAGAGCAAGGAGCUGACCCUGGUCAGGCAGCAGCUGAGUGAGAUGAAGAGCCACGUGCAGGAUGGAGAAGUAGCGGGGUCACAAGCUGACCUGGGCGAUCCCACGCCCUUUGAGUUGAAAAUGCAGCUAGAGAAGAAUGAGGCACUGAUGGAGAAGGAACAAGAGCUGAGGCAAAAGCUGGUGCGGGAGCUGGAGGAGGCACAAAGCUCAGCGUGCAGCUUGCAAGCAGAGCUGGAGAAGCUGAGACUGGCUGAAAACGCAGCAACUUCGGACACGGAGGAGGCCCAGCAUCUCAAGGAAAGACUUGAAAAAGAAAAAAAGCUAACAAGGGACUUGGGCCAGGCAGCAACCAAACUACAGGAGCUUCUGAAGGUUACCCAGGACCAACUGGCCAAAGAGAGAGAAACGGUGAAGAAGUUGAAAGAACAACUUCAUGAAAAGGGGGAAGAGGACAGUUCAAAGGAAGGGACUUCAGUUUGAUGAGUCUGUGACCUAGAACGUACCGUUCAACUUACCAAAAUGCCUUACACAUUCCUAAAACAAAAAUAUAUGCUGAAUUUAUUGUAGAUAAGAUACAAUACAAGCCAUUAGUGACCCAAAACCUAGUUUUGAAACUUAAGAAAAAAAAAAAAAAC
Messenger RNA from Meleagris gallopavo (turkey), 1820 nucleotides. NCBI's taxonomy places the organism in Eukaryota, Metazoa, Chordata, Aves, Galliformes, Phasianidae. The record is from RefSeq and is a predicted model, not a curated record.